CUUCUAUCAUAUCACAGUCUCAUACCACCACUUACAAACAUGGAAGGAAGAGUUUUCACAGAAGAGCAAGAAGCUCUUGUGGUCAAAUCAUGGGCAGCAAUGAAGAAGAAUGCUGGAGAACACAGUGUCAAGUUCUUCAAAAAAAUAUUGGAGAUUGCUCCUGCAGCUCGGCCAAUGUUCUCGUUCUUGAAAGAUUCUAACGUCCCUUUGGAGGAAAACCCGAAGCUGAAGCCCCAUGCCAUGGCUGUCUUUGUCAUGACCUGUGACUCGGCUGCUCAACUGAGGAAAGCUGGUAAAGUGACUGUGAGGGAAUCAAACUUGAAAAAAUUAGGUGCUUCUCAUUUUAAAGCCGGUGUUGCACCGGAGCAUUUUGAGGUAACAAAAAUGGCACUUUUGGAGACCGUAAAAGAAGCAGUGCCUGAAAUGUGGUCAGAGGCAAUGAAGAAUGCGUGGGAAGAAGCUCAUGAUCAGCUGGCUGAUGCCAUCAUAUCUGAAAUGAAGCCCUCGUCUUAGAUUCUAGUUCCUUUUUCUCGGAUUGAAUAAGAUUGAUAAGGUGGUGUUUCUAUGGA
This is a messenger RNA of Vigna umbellata (rice bean), 569 nucleotides long. RefSeq names its product anaerobic nitrite reductase Hb1. The record is from RefSeq and is a predicted model, not a curated record. Gene Ontology annotation, molecular function: heme binding; oxygen binding. NCBI's taxonomy places the organism in Eukaryota, Viridiplantae, Streptophyta, Magnoliopsida, Fabales, Fabaceae.